Messenger RNA from Endocarpon pusillum Z07020, 813 nucleotides. Its product is annotated as Phosphomannomutase. Gene Ontology annotation, cellular component: cytosol. Lineage: Eukaryota; Fungi; Ascomycota; Eurotiomycetes; Verrucariales; Verrucariaceae. The transcript is spliced from 2 exons. The coding region runs from base 1 to 813 and encodes 270 amino acids. Gene Ontology annotation, molecular function: phosphomannomutase activity. The record is from RefSeq and is a predicted model, not a curated record. Gene Ontology annotation, biological process: mannose metabolic process; protein N-linked glycosylation; GDP-mannose biosynthetic process.
AUGGCUGAGCUUUAUCCUGAUCUCAAAGAUCGACCAGUCAAAGAGACAGUAUGCUUGUUUGAUGUUGAUGACACUCUCACUCCAGCAAGAAAGUCUGUGUCAGCUGAAAUGCUGAAGCUACUCUCUGCACUCCGACACAAGUGCGCAAUUGGAUAUAUUUCGGGUAGUGACCUGCCAAAACAACAAGAACAGUUGGGCACACCCUCUCUUCCCGUGACCACGCUUUUUGAUUUCUGCUUCGCCGAGAACGGCUUGACCGCUUUUCGUUUGGGCCAAUCUCUACCUUCGAACUCUUUUAUCCAAUGGCUCGGAGAAGAGAAAUAUCAAAAACUUGUCAAAUUCUGUCUACGAUACAUCUCUGGAUUGGAAGGUUUGCCAGCAAUGCGGGGGACAUUUGUGGAGUUUCGGACCGGGAUGAUCAAUGUCAGCCCUGUUGGCAGGAAUGCAAGUUCGAAGGAACGAGACGAAUUCAACAAAUGGGACAAGGAGAGUGGGUGCCGAAAAAAGAUGGUGGAAGCACUACGAAAGGAGUUUCCCGACCUGGGCUUGACAUUUUCCAUUGGUGGCCAGAUUUCAUUUGAUGUAUUUCCGCAAGGGUGGGACAAGACAUAUUGUCUGCAGCAUCUGGAAGCAGAGGCAGACACGAAGAAGGGUCUCUCUGGUAUUAACUACAAAACGAUUCACUUCUUUGGCGACAUGACUUCUCAAGGUGGGAACGAUUACGAGAUCUUCUCAGAUCCGAGGACGACAGGGCACACUGUGAAGGGACCAGAAGAUACCAUGAAGGUCUUGAAGGAGCUCUUUGACCUGUGA